AUGCCUACUAUUAAACUUAAUUGCCUUAUUUAUGGUGAUACUCCUGAUGUUGUUAAUAUUUUUUUAGUUGAAAUAGAUAUCGAAGCAACUUUUAAAUUACAGAAUGUUAAUGAAUCAAAUGAGAAAUUGAAUAUUCUCUUUGACGACUCUAAUACAAAUAUUAAGAAAAAACUUGAAGGAAAGAUAUUAGCUGAAAUGGAUAAGAUUUUCAAAUAUUUUCCUCACAAAUUGAACAAAAACUAUAUACAUAUUAUCAUUGAAUUGCCAGGUUAUCACCUCACUUUUAAAUCUUAUACAAAAAGAAAAGAACUUGUUCCUAUAGAUAAGAUUAUUUUCAAAGGAGAUUCCUUCGAGCUAGAAAGUGAAAUUGUCUGCACUGAUAUAGGAAUUCAAAUCAAAUUUAUCAAUAAAUCAAAAGAACUUUUGCUAGAUUCAUUUUCUAAAUUCAUUGAAGCAGUGAAAGAAGUUUGUGAAUUAGAUUCUGAAAAAGAGAUCAAUGUUAUAGGCCAAUUCACAAUGCAAAAUUUAAUAGGUUGUGUCACAGUCACAAAAUACUGUUCAUUAAGUACAGAUAAUAGUGAACACCUACUCGAUUAUGUCUUUUCCCAAAUCAGCAAUAAAAAUAGUGUGCCAGAAAAUCCAAACAGAUUAUAUGAAACUAAUAUAACUGUUUCUGGUUUUAAUACUUCUUUGAGUGGCAAUUCAAAUAAUAUAAUUAAAGUUAUUUUCGAUCCUCCAAGAAAAAUUUUUGCUUUACCAGUAUAUGGCAUUAACGGACAACCAUUUAGUGCUCUGGGAGAUUCAGAUUCUCCAGUUGUUAACAAAGACAAUCAAGUUGUAGGAAUUCUUCAUGGAGGAGUUAAUGGUGAAUCAGAUGCUUAUAUAAUCUCCAUCCACAUAAUUAAAGAGCAUGUUAAAAAAUCUCAUAAAGUAGAAUUUAAAUUAAUAUGA
Racocetra fulgida is the source of this 951-nucleotide messenger RNA. The record is from the annotation of a GenBank genome assembly. Lineage: Eukaryota; Fungi; Glomeromycota; Glomeromycetes; Diversisporales; Gigasporaceae.